UUAAUUCAAGCAUUUUAUCUCUAUAAUACGUAAAUAUUCAAGGCUUUUCAUGCUCGUGCAAGCUAAAACUCUGAGUCAUUAAAUGGAAAGAAAUCCCUUAAAUUUCCAGAGAACUCGGAAGGAGUAUCAAUUCCAUUGAUUUCCCUCCAAAAUGUCGAAUUUCAAUUUAUGCAUUAUUAUCAUUUCAAACAUCUUUCUUACAAAUGGAGAAUCUUUGGUGAAAGGAAGUACUGAACUAAAAACCAGUGACAUUGACAUUUUAAGACAACUGAUAAAUCAGGAGACUUUAUUCAGAAUAGCUUUGACGAAAGACAUCGUUAAACUUCAGGAGAACCUUGAAUCUAAACAGGUUCAAUCCACGAAAGAAGACAGAGUUUGUUCGAAAAACAUUAAGGUAAUGGAAGAGGGGACUUUAUUCAAUUUAGCAAAGAUGAUUGAAGAAAAUGGAAGCAACAAAACCGAAGGAAUGAGCAAUGGCAAUGGAACAUCGUUGGUGGACAUGCUUGCGAAAUUAUCAAAUGGAAUAACAGUGUUAUUGAAUCAUCUUGAAAAUUAUGAAAAUACUAGUAUAUCUUUUAACAUGAUGCAAAACCAAUCUGAAGGGAACCAGAAUUUUGAGGAUGUAAAAAUGUUUUCAACGAUGCUGUUGAAACGCCUUGAAAUUCUCGGAAAUAUAACUGUUUCUAUGGAGGAAAAACUUGAUUCCAUGCAUAACGAUAUAGCAGCCUUAAGAACAAAGUCUUAUUCUUUGGAUGAAAAAUUCCGUGACUGUGAAGGUAUACUAAACAGCGAUGGGAACCUCAAGAAUCGAGAUGGAGUUUACCAGAUUUAUCCGGAUUUGGUCACACCUAAGGCAGUUUUCUGUGACAUGACAACACGAGGAGGGGGCUGGACGGUUAUACAAAAAAGGUCUGACGGCUCCACAUAUUUUCAAGAAGAUUGGGAGGGCUACAAAUCAGGCUUUGGUAAUCCAUAUAAGGAAUACUGGCUAGGCAACCAUGCUAUUCAUCACAUAACAAGUAAUACAAACCAAGUUCUGAGAAUAGAUCUGGAGAAAUUCACCGGAUCCACUGUCUAUGCCAUUUAUUCGAUUUUUUCGAUCAGCAGUGAAUCUGACAAGUACAGACUUUCAAUCAGCGGAUACAGCGGAAAUGCAGGAGACAUGAUGAUAAAACCUCAUAACCUGAAUGGGAUGUCUUUCACAACGAGGGAUCGUGACAAUGACAUGAACGUUCUCUCGAACUGUGCAGUGGUUAAUAGUAAUGGAUGGUGGUACAAUCAGUGUGCAUACUCUGGACUUAAUGGGAUCUAUAGAUCUUCAAAUGUUAAAGCCUACAAUGGUCUGUUUUGGGGAAUAGACUUUGAAAACAUGAAGACAACCAGAAUGAUGAUUAGAAGCAGAGCUUAAGAAGUGAUCUUAAGAACAGA
Molecule: messenger RNA, 1428 nt
Organism: Saccostrea cuccullata (small rock oyster)
Lineage: Eukaryota; Metazoa; Mollusca; Bivalvia; Ostreida; Ostreidae
Product: techylectin-5B-like
Exons: 5
Coding region: 152-1408 (418 amino acids)
Source: RefSeq, a predicted model, not a curated record